CAGCGCCCCAAUCCCAUGGAAACCCCCCUCAAACCCCAUCCUGGGGGGGACUCCCCCCCCCAAACCCCCAUCCUGCGGGAGGGGGUUUCACACUCCUGCCCCUUACGUAAAGCCCUGUGCCCACCUUCCCGAGAUGCUCUAUCUAUUUUUUUUCACCCUGAGCCCUAAUCUUUGCCAUCUUGGGCUAAUUGGAUUUCCUGGGUCACAUGGCGAGAUAAAAGGUCCCCAAAUCCCACAGGCCAAAAAAUCACUUUAUCCAUGGGGAAUUAAAGGAGAGAGCAGGGGGCAGCCGGCCCGUGAGGACCCACCGAGCUCUCCUUGCCUUGGGGCAACCCCGAUAUCGGGGUGACCGGUACCCAGCUCAGCCUUUCGGGGCUCCUCUUUCUCCUUCCAUCGCUCAACGCCCGCCCGCGGGGUGCGCGCGCCGUUCCGUACGGAGAGCUGGAAGAGUCCGGGGACCUAGAGGAGCUCGAGGCGUUAGAGGAGGAAGACGAGGCCAUGGGGAGCGGGGCCAGCGCAGAGGACAAGGAGAUGGCCAAGAGGUCCAAGGAGCUGGAGAAGAAGCUCCAAGAGGAUGCGGAUAAAGAGGCCAAGACAGUCAAGUUGCUUUUGCUUGGGGCUGGAGAGUCGGGCAAGAGUACCAUCGUGAAGCAGAUGAAGAUCAUCCAUCAGGAUGGCUACACACCAGAGGAGUGCAUGGAAUUCAAGGCCAUCAUCUACGGCAACAUCCUGCAGUCCAUCCUGGCCAUCAUCCGUGCCAUGUCCACCCUGGGCAUCGACUACGCUGAGUCGUCCCGUGCGGAUGAUGGCCGGCAGCUCUUCAACCUGGCCGACUCCAUCGAGGAGGGGACCAUGCCCCCCGAGCUGGUCGACUGCAUCAAGAAGCUGUGGAAGGACGGCGGGGUGCAGGCUUGCUUCGACCGAGCUGCCGAGUACCAGCUCAACGACUCGGCUGCGUAUUACCUGAACCAGCUGGACAGGAUCACGGCCCCCGGGUACCUCCCCAACGAGCAGGAUGUACUGCGAUCCCGAGUGAAGACCACAGGCAUCAUCGAGACCAAGUUCUCUGUCAAAGACCUGAAUUUCAGGAUGUUCGACGUGGGAGGGCAGAGAUCAGAGCGCAAGAAGUGGAUUCACUGCUUCGAGGGCGUGACCUGCAUCAUCUUCUGCGGGGCGCUGAGCGCCUACGACAUGGUGCUGGUGGAGGACGAUGAAGUGAACCGCAUGCACGAAUCCCUGCACCUUUUCAACAGUAUAUGCAACCACAAGUUCUUCGCCGCCACAUCCAUCAUCCUCUUCCUCAACAAGAAGGACCUUUUCGAGGAAAAGAUCAAGAAGGUCCAUCUCAGCAUUUGCUUCCCAGAGUACGACGGUCCCAACACAUUUGAAGACGCAGGAAAUUACAUCAAGACCCAGUUCCUUGAUCUCAACAUGCGAAAGGACGUGAAGGAGAUCUACAGCCACAUGACCUGUGCCACAGACACACAGAACGUCAAAUUCGUCUUUGACGCUGUCACGGAUGUCAUCAUCAAAGAGAACCUCAAGGACUGCGGCCUCUUCUGAGCAGCUGGGUGGCAGAAGAGGAAAGGACUUCACUUUCACAUCACCGUUCUGCUGAGCAGAGCCAAAAGGAUGAACCAAAAAUCCAUGUUCCUCGGACCCCCAGCCACCUCCUUCCAAGCCCAGACGAGGAAGGGGCUGAAGCUGAACUUCCUGCUCCCUUUUGUGGCCAUUUCCUCUUUUUCUGAAAAGCAAGAACCCCCCUGCACCCUGCAGCGCACGAAAGGCAGUGUUGAGAAGUGAGAUCUGAAGUGGUUUGACAGCAAAGAGCGCACCAGCUGGAAAAGUGCAUGUUGAGCCGCUACCCACACCCCUUCCCUCCUCCAGUCCCUGCCCGCUGCACUGGGAAGCGCCAGCAGCAUCGCUGGGAAAGGGACUCCCCCUUCCUCUUCCUCGGCAGCUGUUUUCUUCCCUUUAUCAAAGCUGAAUUAAUGAGAGCAGGAGGUUCUGGGGAAGGGGGAGGUUGGGUCACCUACGUGUCGCUCCUGGGAACCAACCUCGGCGGGUUGGUAGGAGAAAGGAGCGGGGGGAGUUGGUGUCCUAGGAGUGUCCAGGUUGGAGCUGAGGGUGGGGAAGCAGAGGCAGGAGCACCCACAGUCGGGGCUGGGAAGGCCAUCACAGCUACAAGAAGGGAAUGGGUUGGAUAAAGAGGAAAUGGUUACUCAAAAGAUUCUUAUUCUGCUAUUUAGAGCUGUAUUUGCUCUUUACUGUUUGUAAAUAAAUUGAUGCUGGUACUGUAGCCAUCCCUGUAUCCGCUCAGUGUUCACUGCAGCGAUCCCCAACACAGCUUCCUUCAACUAUAGGAAAACACAAUAAAGAAAUAUGCAAG
This is a messenger RNA of Cuculus canorus (common cuckoo), 2389 nucleotides long. It is a transcript of the gene GNAT2, whose product is annotated as G protein subunit alpha transducin 2. The coding region runs from base 499 to 1563 and encodes 354 amino acids. Gene Ontology annotation, cellular component: photoreceptor inner segment; photoreceptor outer segment; heterotrimeric G-protein complex. Gene Ontology annotation, molecular function: GTPase activity; GTP binding; G protein-coupled receptor binding. The record is from RefSeq and is a predicted model, not a curated record. Gene Ontology annotation, biological process: detection of chemical stimulus involved in sensory perception of bitter taste; adenylate cyclase-modulating G protein-coupled receptor signaling pathway. NCBI's taxonomy places the organism in Eukaryota, Metazoa, Chordata, Aves, Cuculiformes, Cuculidae. The transcript has 9 exons.